CUCAAACGGUGAAGGAAAAAUAUCGCGAGGAAACCGAAUACCAGAGAAUUUUAUUAAUUCUCUGCGUGUGUGAAGUCUGUCAAUCCGCAUUAGGCCAGCGUGGUGGACUAAUGGCCUAACCCCUCUCAUUCUGAAAGGAGACUCGAGCUCAGCAGUGAGCCGAAUAUGGGUUGAUAAUGAUACUAGCCGGUGUAGCGCUGAUCGGCCUGGGAGUGGCGGUGGAGCUGCACGUGUCCAAGGCGGCGGACAUCCUGCAGAGCUCGCCCAUCGUGCAGCUGACGCCCAUCGGCGCCAUCGUGGUCGGCUGCAUCGUGUUCGUGGUCGCGUUCUUCGGCUGCUGCGGCGCUAUCAGAGAGAGCAACUGCAUGCUGAUCACUUAUGCGAUCUUCAUGAUAGUGCUGAUGGUACUGAAGAUCACACUGGCCACGCUGAUCUUCGUGAAGCAAGACGAGCUGCUCGCAGACAUCCCGCGCUGGCUCACCGAUGCCUUCAACAAAGACCGGCAAGCCUUCCAGGAGAUCGAGCGAACCUUCACGUGUUGCGGAGUGGAGGGCCCUCAGUCGUACAUGAGCCUCGCCCUGCCCGCCACGUGCUGCGCCGCCGGCGUUCAGACCUGCACCGUGGUCAACGCGCACCCUGGCUGCAGCCGGGUGCUCAGCGACUUCUUCCAGACCUUCGGGCUCGCCAUCGGCGUCGUGGCCAUCGUCGUGGUCGCUGUAGAGCUGGUGGCGGUUGUGUUUGGGCUGUGCCUGGCCAACCACGUGCGCAACAAGAGUCGCCGGACGCGCUACUAGAGGGCGCUGCACGGUACGAGAAAACAAGACAACGCACAAACCAACACAAUAUUCUUCAUUAUUAUUUUUAUACGACGAAGUGCCCAAACUUAAAUAUAAUUUUGUAAUAGUGUAGGCAUUAAACUUAAUUCAGUCAAAAUAAAUAUUAGGUUAAGUACUCAUUGUAUAACCACAAAAUUAUAUUUAUACAUUUAAGCUUAAUUUUUACAUUAAUAUAUUUACAUAAUAUAGUUUAAGUAACUUUGAAGCCUUUAAACCUAGUUCAGUGGUUAAAAAAUUGGACUGAAUAUAAAAAUAAUCCAGCUUCGAUCCUUCGUUGCAUUUUUGUACUACUAAGUACAAGUAAGUACAAGUAAGUUAGUAAGAAAGAGGACUAUUUAAAAAUAAAGUUGAACAUAGAACCUCCUUUUAGUAAGUUUAAUACAUGGCUAAUGUACUGUUGUAAACAAAAAAAAUUAUGAUUUACUGCAAUGAGUAAAAACAAUCACUUUGUAAAAGUAACUAGAUGAAAGUAGGUAAUUUUCACAAUUUUUCACUCGGUAAGAAUUUUCUACAAAAAUGUAUACAUGUUAAUUCGCAUAAAAAUCUAUCCAUUUCCUUAUGAGUUUUAAAACUGUUUUGGAUACUGUAAUAAGAAACCAUACAGAUUUAGCUUUCUUACGAUUUUAAUAUUUUUGUUGUUUAGGUACUAGUUUGCGUUUAUAUAAGUAUAAGUAGGUAUUUUUUAUAAUAAAUAACUUAAAAUUA
Messenger RNA from Bicyclus anynana (squinting bush brown), 1541 nucleotides. Its product is annotated as 23 kDa integral membrane protein-like. Lineage: Eukaryota; Metazoa; Arthropoda; Insecta; Lepidoptera; Nymphalidae. Bases 177 to 794 code for a protein of 205 amino acids. The record is from RefSeq and is a predicted model, not a curated record. Gene Ontology annotation, cellular component: membrane. The transcript is spliced from 5 exons.